Misgurnus anguillicaudatus (oriental weatherfish) is the source of this 5018-nucleotide messenger RNA. Lineage: Eukaryota; Metazoa; Chordata; Actinopteri; Cypriniformes; Cobitidae. The record is from RefSeq and is a predicted model, not a curated record.
ACUCCUCCUCGUCUCCUGUGUCAAACUUGACAUCAGCCUGUGAGCCGAGAAUGGUAACUUGUGUCGGAACAGAAGCCCUCACAUGAGUGGCAUGCUUCUUGGAGUUAUGUACUUUGCUUUGCCCCCUGAAAUACUAUCAUGGAUUGCAAAACCUUAAUACUUUGCCUUUUUCUCUUCACGUGUAUUUCGAGUGCUGAAUUCAUUAUUCAUCCGUCCAACGAAGUUAACCUGCUGGACUCCAAAGCAAGCCAAGGAGAGCUGGGUUGGAUAUCAUACCCAUCCCAUGGGUGGGAGGAAAUUAGCGGGGUGGAUGAGCACUACACGCCCAUCCGGACGUUCCAGGUGUGCAAUGUAAUGGAGUACAGCCAGAACAACUGGCUGAGAACCAAUUGGAUUUCAAGGAAUUCUGCCCAGAAGAUCUAUGUGGAGCUCAAGUUUACCCUUAGGGACUGCAACAGUAUUCCCAUGGUCCUGACCUGCAAAGAGACAUUCAACUUGCACUACCUAGAGACAGAUGAGGACCAGGGUAGUAAUUUCCGCGAGCACCAGUUCUCAAAAAUAGACACCAUUGCCGCGGACGAGAGCUUUACUCAGAUGGACCUGGGUGACCGUAUCCUCAAGUUGAACACGGAGGUCCGUGAGGUGGGACCGAUGACUAAAAAGGGCUUUUACCUGGCUUUCCAGGAUGUAGGAGCCUGCGUAGCAUUGGUUUCGGUCCGGGUGUACUUUAAAAAAUGUCCUUUGACGGUGAGGAACCUGGCUAUGUUUCCUGACACAGUACCCACGGACUCUCAGUCACUGGUGGAGGUUAAAGGCUCCUGCGUCAACAAUUCCAAAGAAGAGGAAGCACCUAAAAUGUACUGCAGUGCCGAGGGAGAGUGGCUGGUGCCUAUUGGAAAAUGCCUGUGCAACGUAGGUUACGAGGAGAGAGGAGUCGUCUGCCAAGCCUGUCGUCCUGGCUUUUAUAAGUCCUCCUCUGGGAACGUCAAAUGCUCCAAGUGUCCUCCACACAGCUACGCACACCAGGAAGGCUCGGUGCACUGUGGCUGUGAGAAGAACUAUUUCCGUGCUGAAGAUGACCCCAUCUCGAUGGCCUGUACCCGACCUCCUUCUGCCCCAGGCAACGUGAUAUCAGUAAUCAAUGAGACGUCAGUGAUUCUAGAUUGGAACUGGCCGGCCGACAACGGAGGCAGGAAGGACAUGACAUUUAACGUGGUGUGUAAGCGAUGUUGGCCUGGUCCCAGGCGGUGCGAGCCAUGCAGAGGGGCUGUGCGGUUCCUGCCCCGCGCCACUGGCCUCACUAACACAACGGUAACUGUGGCAGACCUCCUGGCACACACCAACUACACAUUUGAGAUCGAGGCACAAAAUGCAGUGUCCUAUCAGGCUCCUCUGCUCCGCCAAUACGCUGCAGUUACUAUUACUACCAACCAAGCAGCUCCAUCUGCGGUGACUAUAAUCAGGAAGGACAAAACAUCAAGAAACAGCAUCUCACUGUCUUGGUUGGAGCCAGAGAGACCCAAUGGGAUCAUAUUGGACUAUGAAGUCAAGUACUAUGAGAAGCAGGAGCAAGAAACCAGCUACACCAUUCUGAGGUCAAAGGGAACGAACGUAACACUGAAUGGAUUAAAACCCGACACCAUGUACCUGCUGCAGAUCAGAGCUCGCACCGCCGCUGGUUACGGCCAUAGCAGUCGCAAAUUUGAGUUUGAGACCAGCCCAGACUCUUUUUCUAUCUCCAGUGAGAACAGUCAGGUAUUGCUGAUCGCUGUCUCGUCUGCUGUAGCCAUCAUCCUGCUCACUGUACUGAUCUACAUUGUGAUAAGCAGGUUCUGUAGAUAUAGCAAGUCUAAACAUCCGGAAGAAAAGAGACUGCCCUUUGGCAAUAGUCACUUAAGAUUGCCUGGAAUCAAACCCUACGUGGACCCACAUACUUACGAAGAUCCGUGCCAAGCCGUGCACGAAUUCGCCAAAGAGCUGGAAGCGUCUUGCAUCGCUAUCGACAAAGUAGUUGGGGCAGGGGAGUUUGGAGAGGUGUGCAGUGGCCGAUUAAAGCUACCAUCUAAGAAGGAGAUAUGUGUAGCCAUCAAGACACUUAAAGCCGGAUACACGGAGAAACAAAGACGGGACUUCCUCAGUGAAGCAAGCAUUAUGGGACAGUUUGACCACCCCAACAUCAUCAGAUUGGAGGGUGUGGUCACACGCAGUAGACCUGUGAUGAUAGUGACUGAGUACAUGGAGAACGGUUCGUUGGACGGCUUCCUACGAAAACAUGAUGCCCAGUUCACAGUUAUUCAGCUGGUGGGCAUGCUGCGUGGCAUCGCAUCGGGUAUGAAGUAUCUAUCGGAUAUGGGUUAUGUGCACAGAGAUCUGGCCGCACGCAACAUUCUGGUCAACAGCAACCUAGUGUGUAAAGUGUCCGACUUUGGCUUGUCCAGAGUGCUGGAGGAUGACCCAGAAGCUGCAUAUACGACACGAGGUGGCAAGAUUCCAAUUCGAUGGACAGCGCCUGAGGCCAUUGCUUAUCGCAAGUUCACCUCAGCCAGUGAUGUAUGGAGCUAUGGGAUUGUGCUUUGGGAGGUCAUGUCUUAUGGAGAAAGACCUUACUGGGAAAUGUCCAAUCAGGAUGUGAUAAAAGCGGUGGAUGAAGGCUAUCGUCUUCCACCACCCAUGGAGUGUCCAGCCACCCUUUACCAGCUGAUGCUGGACUGCUGGCAGAAAGACCGGAACAAUCGGCCAAAAUUUGAGCAUAUAGUCAGCAUCCUCGACAAGCUCAUUCGCAAUCCUAGUAGUCUCAAAAUCACAGCCAGCACGACUUCCAGGCCUGUGAACCUGCUUUUGGACAACAGCACUGAAUUCACUUCUUAUCAUACAAUGGGUGAUUGGCUGGAGAGUGCGAGAACUUUGCCCUGUAAAGAAGCAUUUAGUGGGGUCAGCUACAGCUCCUGUGAUACACUGGCCAAAACCUCUGCAGAAAUCUGUAUGACUGAAAUCAGACCAGCAGCCACAUGUCCUGAAUGGGAGCCGUCCAUGGGAAUCACAACACUCUAAUACAGUACUUGUAGAUGGAUGGGACUUCAGGAAAGUUGGUGUGACGAUCGUUGGACCUCAAAAGAACAUUGUGAGCAGCCUAACAACACUUGAAACCCACAAAAAGAACGCUCCAGUUCCUGUUUAAAGAAAUGGGAGAGAUACUUAUAUGAGAUUGAUGCUGCUUUGGCUUUAAUGGACAGGAAAUAGAUUCAGGAAAAGAGGAAGUGGAAUGCUUGAAGAUGUGGAGAGCAGAACAUCCUUCCGGGAGAAUGAUUAUUUCUUCCUCUGCGUACAAGGUGCAAAACGACAAGCAUGUCCCCCAGUUAUUGAAAUGUUGCCUUAUCCUGAGACAUAAAAUGGACAGUGGGCCUUGUGUUUAGGAAUCUAUGAUCCUGUCCGAUCUCCAUGCUCCAGUAGUAGGUGGAAGCCGGUCUGAUCCAAAUGGAUUUAACAAAGAAUGCUUCUUAAAAUGUGUCAAGGGAGCAUCAAAAUGCCUUUAGGACAAACUUUGUAAAAUAAUCAGUCUUCCUUUUGGAAGGUAGCACUUCAGAGGCAAUAGCUUGAGCCCUAGAGUAUUAGCAGUGUCGGGGCACAUGAAGAAAAGCAUAUAAAUACUAAUAAGAGCCUGCAGAAUUCUCGAAGGAUUUUCAGACUGCACUUGAGUUGGACGUCUCCGGGUGGACGAACGUUUCACACUUCUAAUUUAGAAGCGGGGUUAACAUCACAUUUUACCUGGGUUAAUAAAACCCUACUCUGAAGCAGGGUUAGCACCGCUUUUGCCGGGGUAACCCCGCAAUGCGGUGCCAAACAUGUGCAGUAUGAAAUAACCAGAAUAUUACUACCAGAUGCUUGCACUCAAAAAAAUGCUGGGUUAUUUUAAACUCAGCAUUGGGUCAAAAGGGAUGAACCCAACCUGUUGGGUUGUAUUUUAACCUAUGCUGGGUUGUUUUAACCCAUUGUUGGAUCAAAUAUAAACAGUUAAUUUAAAGUGCACCUAUUUCAUUGCUAAAAAUAACGUUAUUUUGUGUAUUUGGUAUAAUACAAUGUGUUCGCGUGGUUUAUGGUUUAAAAAAACACAUUAUUUUUCACAUUCCGUACAUUUUUGUAGCUUCAGAUUUCACUCUCUUCCUGAAACGCACGGAUUUGAAAAUCUUUGUGUCCCUGAUUGGCCACCGAAUCUUUACAUUGUGAUUGGCCUGAAUACCUCAGCCGGAAAUGUGACGCUCCUUACCAUGUUUGAAAGAUUCACUCACAAUGCAAUCCUAACAGGAGUUAACUUUCAGGCUAAAGCGGGAUGAAUUAUGAUAAUGUCGAUCUUGUCUAUGUCACCAAUCACUAGGGUUGGGUAUUGGCAAGGGCCUCUCGAUACGAUACGUAUCAUUAUUCGAUGUAUCACGAUACGAUACAAUACGUUGCAUGUUGCGAUACAUUGCAAUGCUUUUUCUUUUUUAUUAAAAAUGUAAAAAAAGAGCUGAUUUUUUUUUUACUUUUUUUUUAAAGCCAAAGUGCGUUCACACAAAGCUGCAGGUGUUUUUAAAAUUUCUGCUAAUUUUCACUCCCGCUAACUUCUGAGACAUUGGCCGUAUAUGACAGACAACUGGACAGCAGCGGCGGAGGAGGUCGUUUGACGCACACAGAGGGAUUAUUUUUUUUAUAUCGAUAGUAGAGAAUGAAAUAUCGAUACACUAUAGUGGAAAAAAGUAUCACAAUAUUUUUGCACAGCCCUACCAAUCACAGGAAGUAAAUGAUUGCCUACAAUCCGUGUGUUGUAGUCCAAGAAAAGAGAUUUACGUUGGAGACGAUAACUCGCGUCAUCGUUUACUUUGGGGUUUGUACUUUUUGCACAUCGUUAACAUGUACUAAUACACACUUACACACCAAAGGAAAAUCGUGAAUCGGACAAUACACUGAAAAAAAAUUUAUUCAUUCAAUUUACUCAAUUUUUUAAGGUAAGUGGUUGCAAUCAAUUUAUUUAAGCUACAUUU